Molecule: messenger RNA, 1834 nt
Organism: Penicillium pulvis
Lineage: Eukaryota; Fungi; Ascomycota; Eurotiomycetes; Eurotiales; Aspergillaceae
Product: putative MFS transporter
Exons: 4
Coding region: 98-1834 (578 amino acids)
Biological process (GO): transmembrane transport
Cellular component (GO): fungal-type vacuole membrane
Molecular function (GO): transmembrane transporter activity
Source: RefSeq, a predicted model, not a curated record
CAGAGCUUCCUAGAACGGAUCAGAAACUUCCACAGCAGGUCCACAACUUCCCCUCACAUAAACCUCUUCACAACCUCGACACCUGUUCAACACAGAAAUGUCCUUGGUUCAACACGUAUCUGCCCUUGAGGGCAUCGAUCGUGAGCCUGAAUCAGACGUUGGCGAAGAUUUCCCGUCGAUCCGUCGGAAAAUCAGCUACGAUGUUCUUCAACCGCCCACUCAGCCUGUUCCGGUCGUCGAGUCCGCUCCCGGCGUCCCAGCUUAUAAGCAUUCUGCACCACGAAGAUUAGCCCAGGUCAUAUUUACGAUUUUCGCGUGUUGGCUCGCGUCGGGAAUUGUCUUCGGUUUUGCCGCGUUGAAGCCCGUUCUCGUCGAAGAAGGCGUUUAUCAUGAUCAGUGUACUAAGGAGGAAUUGAAGGAUGGAGUAGAGUUGUGUAAACAACAGGAUCUUAGACUUAAUCUGUUCUUCACCGUCGCGUCCAUUACUGCCAAUGUGUCCGCGCUCCCGGUUGGAACAAUCCUCGAUCGCUAUGGAUCACGUGUCUGUGGUUUUAUCGGAUGCUUUAUCAUGGCAGCUGGAAGUUUAUUCAUGGCUUCUUCGUUUCAUCGACCGGGUGACGAGGGUCUUCUGCCUGGCAACUUCCUCUUGGCUCUCAGCGGAACUUUCAUCUUCGUGCCAUCAUUUCAAAUCGCCAAUGCCUUCCCCCGGUAUGCGGGUUCGAUCGUCGCGUUGAUUACCGGAGCAUUUGAUGCCUCUGCUGCUGUAUUUUUGUUCUAUCAAAUGGCCUAUGAGGCAUCACGUCGGACCUUCACUCCUGACCAAUUCUUCUUGGGAUACCUGGUCGUCCCGGCGCUGAUCUUCCUGGCCCUGCUUACAUUCAUGCCAAGUCGCGAUUAUGUUCCACAAUACGAACUGGAAACCAAAAUGGAAUUGGCGGAGGACGCGACCCUCGACGUGCACUCGUCCGACGAUGAAAUUGAGAGCGAUCGUGAGCUCCGCCGAGUGCGCAGUAAGCGUGCCGAGCGUCGGAAGCAAAAGGCGCGCAAGCUCCAUGAUAUACUUGGCAGUAAAGAUGAGAUCCAGUCUCGCGCGGAGAGAGAGGAAGACCGCCAGCAGACCAGUCAGGUCUGGGGUGUAUUGCAUGGAUUACCCGCUAGCAAGCAGAUGACUACUCCGUGGUUCAUCCUGAUUACCCUCAUGACGAUUAUACAAAUGAUCCGGAUGAAUUACUUCAUCGCCACCAUUCGAGCACAGUAUGAGUACAUGCUUGACUCGACUGAAGCAGCCGAGCAGAUUAAUACCUUCUUCGAUGUCGCAUUGCCGGUCGGUGGAGUCUUAUUCACACCUUUCAUUGGCUAUUUGCUCGACCGCUUGAGUGUGCCUGCCCUCCUUGGGCUAAUCGUGGCUUUCACUACGAUCAUCGGCGUGCUAAAUUCGAUACCGACAUUAUGGGCGGGCUAUAUGACAGUCGUGCUAUUUGUUUUGUUGCGGCCAUUGUAUUAUUCUGCCAUGUCUGACUACGCGACAAAAGUUUUUGGCUUCGCAACCUUCGGUCGUGUCUACGGAACUAUCAUCUGUCUAUCCGGUCUCGCGAAUUUCUCCCAGUAUGGACUGGAUGCCCUGACCCACCACACAUUCCAUGAAAACCCGAUCCCGAUCAACGCUUUCUUGACAGUCGCUGGUUUCGUAGUCGGGGUUGGCCUGGUGGGAUUCGUCACUGUACAAGGUCACAGAUUGAGUGCCCAUGGAGAAGGUGAUGAAGAAGAAAGGGAGCCAUUGCUGGAGGAGGAAGAGGAAGAUAGCGAUGGAUAUGGAUCUAUUGGUGGUAAUUAA